Molecule: messenger RNA, 3465 nt
Organism: Bolinopsis microptera
Lineage: Eukaryota; Metazoa; Ctenophora; Tentaculata; Lobata; Bolinopsidae
Exons: 9
Coding region: 36-1307 (423 amino acids)
Biological process (GO): protein polyubiquitination
Molecular function (GO): ubiquitin protein ligase activity; metal ion binding
Source: RefSeq, a predicted model, not a curated record
CAACACUACAAAUCUAUUACAUUUAUUGAGGUUACAUGUCUUCAGAACCUGAACCCUCCUCCCGAGGAGAGCCAGCAGUCAGAAGUCAGAUUGUUGAUCCCCGCAGUACCAAUGCAGCCUCAGCCUCAUCAUCGUCCAGACCUGCAGGAGGAGACAAUGCAGAUCCCACUCAACUGAUGUGCAGACGAUACAUGAUUGGAAAAUGCAAGAAGGCAAGAAAGUGUCCUUUCUCUCACAGUAUGGAUCAUCUACCUACAACUUUCUGCAAGGACUACAUUUUCAAGUAUUGCAAGUAUGGGUCAAGAUGUACAAAGCGUCAUCUGAAUCCUAAAGAAGAAAACCGUAGGGAAGUCUUACGUAAAAAAUACUCAAAAAAGAAGAGGAUGACCUGGCAUGAUGCCAAUGAGUUUGAACCAGGAAUGCCAAAUCACCUCGAUCGUCAACCUUUACCUCCUGGAGUUUGCUCCCUUGAAGAACUAAAAGACGAACCACUUUGCCAACAUGCAAUAGAAGGGAACUGCACAAACACAGACUGUGUAUUCUUACACGGAUUCCAAUGUGAUCACUGCAAGAAACCGGUUAUACAUCCCUUUGAUAGGAUCCAAGGUCGAACUCACGUGGAACUUUGUUCCAGAACUGCUGGGAUGCUGAAAAACUAUCUUCAACUCAUCAAAGACUCAGAGAACGAAGAGUGUGGGAUAUGUUACGACAAAGUUCUGUCAGCUGACAAGAAAGAAGAGGACAGGAAGUUUGGCCUGCUGCCAGGUUGCAUGCACAAGUUCUGUCUGUGUUGUAUAAGGAGAUGGAGGAAUUGCAGUGAAGGCGCUGUGUCUCAAGAAAACAGACGAAGUUGCCCUAACUGCCGACAGAAAAGCUACUUCGUAGUUCCCUCACAAGUCUGGAUCGCUGAGGGAAACCACAAGAAGAUCUACAUAGAAGAGUAUAAAAAAGACCUGAAGAGGAAACCGUGCAAGUAUUACCGUCACCAGGGAGACUGUCCCUUCUCCAGCAACUGUUUUUACUCCCACGAGCAUAUUGAUGGUCAGGGUGAAGUUUACACUCCACGAGGGGACAGAAGCGAAGACACGCUCCAGUUAGAUAACAUCGUACUGGACGAAGAUAGAGCCCAAGAUACUAUCAGUGCUCGGAUUAUCCAGGUUAGAGAGACGCUGAAUGCUCUCAGAGUAUCGCACAGAAUGACAGAGGCCGGAGAUUCUCUAUCUAAUCUUAUGCGAGAGAUCGACCAGCUCCACGACUCACUACGACUGAUGGGGCUCACUCAGAACAACGACAACACCCGGCAAUAGUUAAUAAUAGCAUGUAAUUUGAAAGAAGCCCCGAACAUUGGGAACAGAUAAUGUGAUGUGAUCUCGGCAGAUCACGUCACGUUUUCUUGCUCCACUGGGAAUGAAACAUUAUGAAAUUAUAAAGGACAAUGUACCGUAUCGACUGAUAAUCGCGAUAACCUUGAUAAUAUAUAUCAUUACAAGUUUAGAGGACGCAAUCCCUCCACUUGUACAAUGUGCAAUGUGCAUUGUGCACCAAGACCCUUUCGAGGGUAAGAUAAGGUUUUAGUAAAAGAGCUCUUGAGUGUACUAGGUAAGUUGUGGGAUGAGGGUCUGAGCUUUAUAGUUUCAGUUCUAAGUCAUGAGAUAAGAUAAGAUGAUUGACUUACAGUUCUGUGUGCGUUAUUCCACGUUUAAAUAAUAUAUGAUGCAAUGUGGCCUUAAAAAUAGGGCCACAUUUUCAUCGGUUAAAUAGUUAAAUUGAUAUGUCCUCUUUAAGAUAAAAAUAUAUCUUAAACCCUGAGAUAAUUGAUGCAUUAAUUGAGUGUGUGCCCUUGAGACUUAACAAUUUUAUUUUCUGGCCUAUACUGAUACUGCUAUAGAACUUGGGGAGGAAUUGUUUUCCGAAACUUAGUGGUAUUAUAGCAAUCAUAAGACCGUUAUAUAAUGAGAUAUUAGCUUCGGCUAAUUUCAUUUACAUCGGAACUCACAACUGUACGUGACUAGCAACCCACUUGUACCCCUUAGGCCUCUACAUUUAAUUGGUCACGUACUGUUUACGAGGUCUAAACCGUUAUUCUGCGCAGGUUCCUGUCUAGACCUGACAAUUUGCACAUUAAUUAUGAGGUAAGUUAAAUAACUAGAGCCCUCAGGGCCUUAUAAAAAGUAACAGUAAACUUUUUUGGAAAAUUUCCAAAUUCAAAUGAAAGGCAAUGUUAUGUAAAGUUAAUUACAUACUAGGGCUCAGAGGUAGGCCAAACGUUUUCCCGAUGAGUAUAAAGCAAAAGAUUUUUGAAAUAAACACUUAGAAAGGAAUUGUUCUAUCGUAAUAAUGAUUCGAGUUAAAGAUAAAUAUAGCGUUAUAACAGACUAAUGACUAUGUGCGUGCAUUGUGCAAUUCUACUAUCAGAAUAAUGGAUAGGUAUGUUUGUAAUUUCUGAUGCCAUAUGCUCGUGUUGUUGACUUAGUGUAUAGUUAUAGAGAUUUAAGGAAGUUUUAAGCUUUGUAAUUUCAAUAUAAUAAUACCGGUAUAUAUAUAAUGAUAUAGUUGUUUGGGAUCAUUGUUUUAUAUAAAUCUACUUAUUAUGUAUUUGAAAUGUGUGUGCUGCUCAUGCAAAUUUGUCGGCUUUUUUCAGUGUAAGAUGACAGUCAAGUUUUACUUAUCUAUUUAGCAUUUCCACUCUGUUUUACACUUCCACAUUUGGUAGAUUAUUCCACAUAUUCACUGCUUAAAUAAGUAGAGACUUUUUGAGACCUUUAUCUAGCACUUCACAAGCUCAUGGAAACAGCGCAUUAUAUGUGCAUUAUGCGCAUAUGCAUUAUGUGCAUUAUGCGCACCUCUCAUUAUCAUCAGGAUAUAACUUAAACGUCAUGAUAUCCCAAGAACUAUUCUACAACAACCUCGUAAGAUACCACAUCCACUCAUCAAAGUGUAUUGUAACAGAUAUGAGCUAGAAUUUUCUUAUCUAAAUUUGGGGUACAAAAGUGAUGCGUUUUUUGUGAUUGGUUGAAUCAAUAUUUAAAAAACACCUCUGGUGAGGUGUUGGUUUAUUUUCAAACAUACAAUUUUUUUUCCAGGUUAAAGUUCAUGUUAACGUUCAUUCAAAUUUUUCAUUUAAGUUUAAACUUUUAUCUGAUAAGUGAUACAUUUUCCCGAAAAUUUCUUACCAUUGCUGCAUAAUAUUGGUUAUUUUGUAGUUAUGGGUUCGGUUAUAAAGCACUUGCAUAAUAUACGAUAUCGAUAUUGUUUAUUAUAAUUGUAAAUUUUUAGUUAAAUUGUUACCUUUUACACGAAGCUGUGGCAGCCAACAUUUUUGACUCACAUUGGUGCUUGAUUAAUGAAUAAUUUGAAUGAUAAUGAUACGAUACCAUUGCAGCCGCAGCAGUAUGUAUAAGGUCAAAUUUCCAAUUUGUUAAACAUAAUUACAAUUGUAUGCGUUUUACUUAGCGUCAUUAAUCA